AUGAAUGUAUCAAGACCAGAAUUAAUACAUCGAUGGAAUCAUAAAUAUUCCAUCUUAUCAGUCGUAUCAUUCCCUUCAAAGAAACUAUUGUUUGCAGGUACACAAGACUCUAAAAUCUUAGUUUUCCAUCUGCCGACUUACAACCUUAUCAAGACAAUCCAAUUAGGCAAUUCUACUGAAACAAAUACAAGAUCAAGUGUGUUAUGUAUGACUAGAUCUAAUGAUGAACGACAUUUAUUUUCUGCAGGCGCUGACUCCCUAGUAAGAAUUUGGUCAGUAGAUAACAAUUCGAUGAAAAACUUAAUAAACGUGGAGGAAUUAGCCACCAUCUAUUCAGUCACUGAUAUAGGUGAUAUUUUCUCAAUAACAUAUUUAGAUUUAUUAGAUACCAUAGUAUUUGGUUGUCAAAACGCAAGUUUAUUAUACUUGGAUAAUAUAUUUUUAAGAAUACAUGCUAUGAAUUCAAAUGAAGAAAUUGAUCUCAAUAGAUUACCACAUAGAAGAUAUGAUAAAUUUUUCGAUUCAUUUGGUCCAACUGGUUCAGGUGCUGCAUCUUCAUCGUCAUUGGAUUUAUCACCUACAAGUCAAACAAUUAAUUUGGUUACCACUAAUACAACCAAUUUGAAAAUUACAAAUAAUACUAUUUUGGAAAUACCUUCCGAAAAUAUCAUUAAAUAUGCUCAUAAUGGGUUCAUUUAUUCUAUUUGUAAGAUGUGUUCGAGCUUCAAUUGUCAUUUUAAUCAAGACUAUCCAGUACCAUCCUCUAUGGAAUCUGGGGAUGAAUGCAAGUAUGGGUACAUCAUCUCAUCCGGUGGAGAUGGGGUUAGUAAAACAUGGAAAUUUGAAAAAAUUCAAGGCAAUGGGUCGAUAAAGGUAUCACUGAUUGAUGAGGACAUGGAUAAUGAAGAUAGUGUGUUAUCCCAAACAAUUGAAUUCCCGUUCUUAUAUUGUGGCCUAAGUGAUGGUAUCAUUAACAUUUGGGAUUUAAAUACUAAACAAUUAAUCUCCACCUUAAACACUACAGAUAAAUCAGAUAUCAUAUCUUUAUCAGUGUUCAAUGAUCAUAUUUUCGCAGUUGACAAAUCUGGUAUAACAUUAUUUUUCGAAAAUCAAAUCCACCACUGGAAUCCCAAUCAAGGUAAUCUACUAACGUCUGAAAUAUUCGAAAGAGAAACGAAAGGCCAAGAAAGUUUACCAAGCUUACUAACUGGUGGUAAUGAUGGGUCUUUAACAUUAUGGGACAUAUCACAUUUAUUCAGUCAAAGAAUAACACCAAUGAAAACAGUAACAAGUGGUGAUGCCUAUGGAUUCACCGCACAAGCAGUUCCUUCAAGAUUUGAAAGAACUGCAUCAUGGGUAACAUAUCAGCCAGCAAUGGUGAACAGUGAAGAAAUGCUUAAGACAUUACGCGAAUUAAUAUCAUACCAGACAGUUUCUCAAACUCACGAUACUCAACAACAACUACAAACUAGAAGAUGUGCUACUUAUUUACAACAAUUAUUGAGAAAUUUCGGGGCUGCCGAUUCAAGAUUAUUCCCAGUAUCAAAUGGUGCAAAUCCAGUUGUAUUCGCCCAUUUUAAAGGUAAGGGAAACAGUGAGACUGGAGAGAAAAAACGUAUCUUAUGGUAUGGUCAUUUUGAUGUCAUUCCCGCAGGUGACACAGAAAAGUGGAAUACGAAUCCCUUUCAUUUGACCUGUGAAAAUGGGUAUUUGAAAGGUCGUGGCGUCAGUGACAAUAAGGGGCCUUUAGUUAGUGCAAUUCACAGUGUGGCAAGUUUAUUUCAAGAAGAUAAAUUGAUCAAUGAUGUUGUAUUUUUAAUCGAGGGGAAUGAAGAAAUUGGUUCACCUGGAUUUUCUGAAGUUUGUCAGAAAUAUAGGAAUAUUAUUGGUGAAAAAAUUGACUGGAUUUUGAUGAGUAAUUCUUCCUGGGUAGACCAAGAACACCCAUGUUUGAAUUAUGGACUAAGAGGUGUUAUUAAUGCCCAGGUCAGCAUAUGGGGUGAUGAGCCUGAUAGACAUUCUGGUGUGGAUGGUGGUGUUCAUAGAGAACCAACGACUGAUUUGAUAAAUGUCAUUUCUAAAUUACAAUCUGAAGAUGGUCGCAUUCAAAUUCCAAAUUUCUAUUUACCGUUGAAAGAACUAAGUGCAACAGACUAUGCAAUGUUUCAAGAAAUUAUGAAAGAAGCAAAUAUAGACAAAAAGAUCACAAUAGAGGAACUAAUAAUUAAUUGGACGAAACCCUCUUUAUCCAUCACAACCUUGAAAAUGAGUGGUCCCGGUAAUAUUACCGUCAUACCGAAAUCUGCAAGCAUCGGGUUAUCUAUCAGAUUGGUUCCAGAACAAAGUGUUGAACAAGUCAAGAAGGAUUUGACUGAAUACAUUAAACAAACAUUUGCAAAAUUACCAACAAAGAAUCAUAUAGAAGUGACAAUAUUGAAUGAAGCAGAAGCAUGGUUAGGUGAUCCAACAAAUCAUGCGUACCAAAUAUUAAAGGAAGAAGUUACAGCGGCUUGGGAUAUGGAACCAUUAUUUGUUAGAGAAGGUGGAUCAAUUCCAUGUAUUCGAGAUUUGGAACGGAUCUUUGAUGCACAAGCAGUCCAGAUACCUUGUGGACAAUCGACAGACAACGCACAUUUAAAUAAUGAAAAUCUAAGGAUUAAGAACUGGACAAAACUAGCAGAAAUAUUAACUAACGUAUUUAAUAGACUAUAG
This is a messenger RNA of Naumovozyma dairenensis CBS 421, 2712 nucleotides long. It is a transcript of the gene DUG2, whose product is annotated as glutamine amidotransferase subunit DUG2. The transcript has a single exon. Gene Ontology annotation, biological process: proteolysis; glutathione catabolic process. Gene Ontology annotation, molecular function: protein binding; peptidase activity. Bases 1 to 2712 code for a protein of 903 amino acids. The record is from RefSeq and is a predicted model, not a curated record. NCBI's taxonomy places the organism in Eukaryota, Fungi, Ascomycota, Saccharomycetes, Saccharomycetales, Saccharomycetaceae.